Molecule: messenger RNA, 1491 nt
Organism: Aspergillus pseudoviridinutans
Lineage: Eukaryota; Fungi; Ascomycota; Eurotiomycetes; Eurotiales; Aspergillaceae
Exons: 3
Coding region: 1-1491 (496 amino acids)
Source: RefSeq, a predicted model, not a curated record
AUGUCGGUCUCCAGUGAGAGCCAGGCCAAUUCUCCUCAGACCUACGAAGCUGUUUCUCCCGUUGAUAUCGUACGUGGUCACAAUCACUUCCCAAUGACAGCCUCUUCGCAACCAAGUGGAGGUCGGACGGAGCGAAGCUCCUCUGAAUCCUCUGUUUCCUCGUCACUCAAGAGCCCUCGAACCGCUCGAUUCGCGGAGGCAACAUCGGUGCACUCCCCUACCGAAGCCAGGGGUGCUUCUACGUCUCCGUUCGCGGACCCGCCGAGUCAUUCACAAAGUCAGCCCGAUGUGUCUGACGUAGGUUUUGGUUAUGUCGCAGCUAGCGAUCCUGCUCAGCAUGCGUUGCAUCAGCUUCCCCCAGCAUCACCUCUCAAGAGUGCCCUCAAGGUCCCAGGCACUCCAGGGCGGACUUUGAAUCCCUUGAGUCCUACUUUUCGGGAAGAAUUCUUUGUGGAGAAGCAAGAAAAGGUUACUGAGAAGGAGAAUGCGAGAGACCUGAGAAUCAAACUACGCGUGCGUCUCGCCAAGAUAUUCCUUCGUUUUGUCAACUUCGGCUGCAGUCUGAUCGUACUCUCUAUCCUGGCAACGACUGUGACGAUAUUCCACGCGACUAAAUCUCUGCCUCCUCGUAACAAUUUACCCCCCUGGGCCAAAGGGACGAACCCAUGGCCGCAGUACCUCCUACUUACAUUGUCUUGCAUCUCCCUGUUCUCGUGCCUGAUCGUCUUCUGGGGAUAUUGGAAGGGUGGCCACAGACGCGCUGAGAAGGUCGCCGUCUAUUACACAGUCUUCUCAGUCUGCUUCUUCACAUUCAGUCUAAUCAUGUGGAUUGUCGCAGCUGCUAUCUAUCAGAAUUCCAAGGCCAACGGCAAUGGUCAAGACCUUUGGGGCUGGUCGUGCAAGCAAAACCUACGAGAGGAAUUGUUCCAUAAUGUUGUCGAUUACGCUCUGCUGUGCCGUCUGCAGGACUGGAGCUUGGUUUGCGCCAUCAUCGAGAUCGUGGUUGAAGUUCUGGCCAUUCUCAUCUAUGCGGUUGUCUUCUAUCGGUUCUACAGCAAGCGACGGCUCCUCAAGUCAAUGGACCGCCGUGACAAGGCCAGGUCGGAUCUGUACCUGGCCCAGCUCCGUCUGCAGUCUGCUCCCAAUACCCCCGGCUUCGCCAACAUGCCCAAGUCACCCUUCGUGUCCGUCCAACAGGCCCAGGAUUCCUACUCGGCCGCCGAGAACGGGGAGAUGUACUCGACGCAGUUCGCAACUCCCCGGUCGCCGACGAAGCCCCAGCCCACGUUCCAGCUGCAGCCGCCUCCCAUCCGUGUGCAGCAGGCGACUCCGAAGAUGGAACAAGGAGAAUUCCCCCCGCCGGCUCCAGCCCAGAAUACCAAUGCGUAUAUGACUGCCGCCCCUGGCGAGCGGACCUACGAGGCCGUCCCUAUCCCGGAAGCAUACACAAGCCCCAUGAGUCCCAACUUCCCUCAGAAUAUUCGCCAGUGA